Harmonia axyridis is the source of this 1578-nucleotide messenger RNA. It is a transcript of the gene Rpt2, whose product is annotated as 26S proteasome regulatory subunit 4. Gene Ontology annotation, biological process: proteasome-mediated ubiquitin-dependent protein catabolic process. Gene Ontology annotation, molecular function: proteasome-activating activity; ATP hydrolysis activity; ATP binding. The coding region runs from base 157 to 1473 and encodes 438 amino acids. The transcript has 6 exons. The record is from RefSeq and is a predicted model, not a curated record. Gene Ontology annotation, cellular component: proteasome regulatory particle, base subcomplex. NCBI's taxonomy places the organism in Eukaryota, Metazoa, Arthropoda, Insecta, Coleoptera, Coccinellidae.
AUUCCUGAAAAAGUCAAAGUACAAGUCACUUACUUGUCACUUGUCAAAUCUUAUAAGAAUACAGGAGUUUGGAGUUUGUUGAUGACUAGUGAAAAUUGAUCCCUCAAGACAUUUGCUACCGUUUUUUUGUGAUUAUUAGGUUCCCUUAUCUAAAUAAUGGGGCAAAGCCAGUCUGGACCUGGAGGUAGUGAUAAGAAAGAUGAAAAGGAUAAAAAGAAAAAAUACGAGCCCCCAAUUCCAACUAGAGUAGGUAAGAAAAAGCGCCGUACUAAAGGACCAGAUACUGCGUUGAAGCUUCCUGCUGUAACUCCUCAUACAAGAUGUAGGCUUAAAUUACUGAAAUUGGAGAGGAUAAAGGACUAUCUCUUAAUGGAAGAAGAAUUUAUUCGUAAUCAGGAACGUCUUAAGCCUCAGGAAGAAAAAAAUGAGGAAGAAAGGUCCAAAGUUGAUGACCUAAGAGGAACUCCAAUGUCGGUUGGAACACUAGAAGAAAUAAUUGACGAUAAUCAUGCAAUAGUUUCUACUUCUGUUGGUAGUGAACAUUACGUUAGUAUCUUAUCUUUUGUUGAUAAGGAUCAACUUGAACCAGGAUGCUCAGUUCUUUUGAAUCAUAAAGUCCAUGCAGUUGUUGGUGUACUUGGUGAUGAUACUGACCCUAUGGUAACUGUAAUGAAAUUAGAGAAAGCUCCCCAAGAAACUUACGCGGAUAUUGGAGGAUUAGAUACACAAAUUCAAGAAAUUAAGGAGUCUGUAGAACUACCUUUAACCCAUCCAGAGUAUUAUGAAGAAAUGGGUAUUAAACCUCCAAAGGGUGUUAUAUUGUAUGGACCACCAGGUACAGGGAAAACACUUUUAGCUAAAGCAGUAGCAAAUCAAACGUCAGCAACAUUUUUGAGGGUUGUUGGAUCUGAACUCAUUCAGAAAUAUCUGGGAGAUGGUCCAAAACUUGUAAGAGAAUUAUUUAGAGUAGCAGAAGAACAUGCACCCUCCAUCGUUUUCAUAGAUGAAAUAGAUGCAGUGGGAACAAAACGUUACGAUUCAAACUCUGGUGGUGAAAGAGAAAUUCAGAGAACUAUGUUGGAACUUCUAAAUCAAUUGGAUGGUUUCGAUUCGAGGGGAGAUGUAAAAGUUAUUAUGGCAACAAAUCGAAUUGAAACAUUGGAUCCUGCUCUUAUAAGACCUGGUAGAAUUGAUAGGAAAAUUGAAUUUCCACUUCCAGAUGAAAAGACUAAAAGAAGAAUUUUCAAUAUUCAUACUUCAAAAAUGACAUUAGCUGAUGAUGUCAAUCUUCAAGAUCUCAUUAUGGCUAAAGAUGAUCUAUCUGGGGCUGACAUUAAGGCAAUCUGUACUGAAGCUGGUUUGAUGGCCUUAAGGGAAAGGAGAAUGAAAGUUAUGAAUGAAGAUUUCAAAAAAUCUAAAGAAAGUGUUUUAUACAGGAAGAAGGAAGGUACUCCUGAAGGGUUGUAUCUUUAGUGUUGUAAAUGUUAAUUGAAACUAAUACAUUUCUUCUACAGUAAAAAAUAUAAUUUGAGUAUUUAUAUACUAUAAUUUUCUUAAUUGAAUAAAUUAUGAUGUCAU